GUCGACGAGAAAUAAUCCCUUCUCUCACUUUCAGACUCUAGUUUAUCAUAUCACCGGUGUUCUCUUCUCCCUCUCGAGCACAGUCAACUCAAACAAGAACCUAGGGUCCCACGAAAGGCAUCAUCUCAGCAUGGCGGCCGUCAAGACGAAGUUCUUCAAGAACUACCGGGUGUAUAUGCUCACAUCCGUGGCCUAUAUGGGCUCGUUGCUCUUUGGUUAUGACACGGGUGUGAUGGGGAGCGUUCUCGCCCUCGAUAGUUUCAAGGAAGACUUCGGCCUACCAACUGACAAGGGCGGCUUCGCUUCUGGCAAGAAUGCCCAUGUGUCCUCCAAUGUCGUGUCCCUUCUUACGGCCGGUUGCUUCUUCGGUGCUAUCGCCGCGGCGUUCGUCAACGACCGAUUCGGCCGACGCUACUCCCUCAUGUUCUUCGUCAGCAUCUUUCUCGUUGGUGCGGCCAUACAGACCGCCUCGACACACCACAUAGGCCAGAUCUACGCCGGCCGUGUCAUUGCCGGUCUCGGCGUUGGAGGCAUGUCCAGCAUCACGCCCGUGUUUGUCAGCGAGAACUGCCCGCCGCAGAUCCGCGGCCGUGUCUCUGGCCUGUUCCAGGAGUUCCUCGUCAUCGGAAGCACCUUCGCGUACUGGCUCGACUACGGCGCGGCGCUGCACAUCCCCAAGAGCACCAAGCAGUGGCGGGUCCCCGUGGCGAUCCAGAUGAUCCCCGGCGGGCUCAUGCUUAUCGGCCUAUGCUUCCUCAAGGAAUCCCCGCGCUGGCUGAUGAAGAAGAAUCGCAGCGAGGAGGCAUUGGACGCGCUGUCAUGGGUGCGGAACGAGGCCCCCGAUAGCCCCGAGGUACAGAAGGAGAUGGCCGAGAUCAGGGCCGCCACUGAGGAGGAACUGGCAGCCACCGAGGGCGUCACAUGGAAGGAGUGUCUACGAAAGGGCAACCGCUACCGCUUCUUCCUGGCCUUCUGCAUCAUGUUCUGGCAGCAGUUCUCGGGCACCAACAGCAUCGGCUACUAUGCGCCCCAGAUCUUCGAGACGGUCGGCGUCAGCAGCACCAACUCGUCCCUGUUCGCCACCGGCGUUUACGGCACCGUCAAGGUCGUCUCGACUGGCAUCUUCCUCCUCAUCGGCAUCGACAGGUGGGGCCGCAAGAAGAGUCUGCUGGGAGGUGCUGCCUGGAUGGCCAGCAUGAUGUUCAUCAUUGGCUCUGUCCUCGCGACUCACCCUCCGAACCCCGACUCCUCCACCGUCAUGCCGCCGUCCAUCGCCAUGGUCGCCAUGAUCUACCUCUACGUCAUCGGCUACUCCGCCUCGUGGGGCCCGACGCCCUGGGUUUACGUCUCCGAAAUCUUCCCGCCCCGCCUUCGCGAAUAUGGCGUCGGCCUUGCUGCCACCACGCAAUGGCUGUUCAACUUUGUCAUUACCGAGGUCACGCCUGCGGCGAUCCACCACAUUGGCUGGAAGACAUUCAUCAUGUUCGGCGUCUUCUGUAUGGCCAUGGGCACCUUUGUCUUCUUCUUCCUCAGAGAGACCAAGGGUCGCACGUUGGAAGACAUGGACAUCCUGUUUGGCGAGGUUACCGAGGAGCAGCGCCGGGCUGACGUGGAAUACGUUCUUCAAAAGACCGGGGGCUUGGAGCACACCGAACUGGCCGCUGUGAGGCACUCAGAGGAGGCCAAGAAGUAAUUAGGGAUUUGGUGUAAUUUCUCGUCAGAGAAAACCCCUGGGGGACUAAUUAAUUAACACUCGUCGCGUCCCACCUGUUUUAUCGAUAGCAUAUCUAAAGC
Messenger RNA from Phialemonium atrogriseum, 1794 nucleotides. RefSeq names its product sugar transporter. Gene Ontology annotation, molecular function: carbohydrate:proton symporter activity. The record is from RefSeq and is a predicted model, not a curated record. Gene Ontology annotation, cellular component: membrane. The transcript is spliced from 3 exons. Bases 131 to 1693 code for a protein of 520 amino acids. Gene Ontology annotation, biological process: transmembrane transport; carbohydrate transport. NCBI's taxonomy places the organism in Eukaryota, Fungi, Ascomycota, Sordariomycetes, Cephalothecales, Cephalothecaceae.